AUGACUCGACGCCAAACGCGAUCGAUGACCGCCGCAGCCUUGAAAAAAGCUCGUGCAAAUUCAGACAAUACAAACCUUACCACCAAAAGUGAUCUGACAGAGACAUCACCCAUCAAGAGGCGAAAGCUCAAAAAGACCAAGCCUGUUGCUAGCGUCGCCCCCAAGGAGAAAACCCCGGAUACCGAUGCGCAUGUCUCGGUCAUACUCGACUCCCCUCAAAAAUCGAGUCUCAAUGCGGCAGAGCUACACUAUCCUCUACCGACUAAGUUGGUGUCAAACUUACCGAGGAUUUACUUUGGACACACUGCGGCUUUCCCACGCUGGAUCACCAUUAUUGACACUCGGCAACCGGGCGAAGAUCUUGGAAAAGAUCUGAUCCGGACCCACGCUGACCAGACUGUCAUUUCAGGCUUACGACCGGGAUCAGAAGUGAAUGCGUAUGAUCCAAAAGUUGGUCUUGCUGGCCUCGAAUGGGUACUCGAGCCUGGCCCAGCUUCUGCAUGGGGGGGUUUCACCAGGGAGAGGCUUGAGAGGCUCGCACAUGAUCAGCUCUGCGAGGCAUUGAGAUGCCCGACCACUUGUCUUCGAUUACGAGCCAUGUGCAGAGAGCAGCAUAGAGACGCUAUUGCCAACGUCGCUAAUCCACUGCCUCCGGCACCGCAAUGGCAUCUUGCAGGACCUGCUGCACGAGGACGGCUUGCGGAUCGAAUUCAAGCCGCAGGACACCGGCUUCUUGAAGACAGUCGGUCACGAAGGGACGAAGGGCUAUAUAACCGUCCCGAGCUUGGCUACCGUUCAGAGAAGAAUGAAAUUCAACAAAAUGGCGACAAAUAUACGCAAAUGGUUUCAAUUAUGAGAAGAAACAUGAAGGGGACGCUGGGUCCCCCGAGUCAUCAAGAUCACUCACUUGAUCCUUUCCAGUUGGAGGAGGGCGAGAAGACUGAAGCCAAGGAUAACCUCAACAAUCUCAAACAAGAAUCAGCGACCAGGUCAACGGUCCCAGAGACGACAGUGGUGGUGAUUCCGAACACGAAACGAGUGAGAGGGAAAAGAGGGUUGAGCUACGCAUCUCGGGUUGCUCAGACAUGGGUGACCAAAGGUCAACCGAGACGACUGCAGCGAAGCUAA
Penicillium oxalicum is the source of this 1128-nucleotide messenger RNA. RefSeq lists its product as uncharacterized. The coding region runs from base 1 to 1128 and encodes 375 amino acids. The transcript has a single exon. The record is from RefSeq and is a predicted model, not a curated record. NCBI's taxonomy places the organism in Eukaryota, Fungi, Ascomycota, Eurotiomycetes, Eurotiales, Aspergillaceae.